AUGCCUCACGUGUGCGUGGUGAUGCGCCACCCGGCGGCGACCGAGAACGCUAUGUUCCAUCACCGCCUUCACAGCUCAGAAGGCGGUAAGAGCGGUGUGCGGCCGUCGUCGCGUGUCUCGUUGCUGGCCACCCUGUGCGGAUGCCUUGCGCUAACGGUGGCUCUCGUCGCGUCGGUGCCAGCGCGAAAGGGCGGACUUGUGGUGCUGCUCGUGUGGGCGUAUCGUAUGGUGCGCGAAACCAUGCGCGCCUGCUUGGCUCCGCAGUCGCGCUGUUUGCUGUGCCGCUCUCCUCAGCCGCGCCGCCACGCUCUUGCGCAAGGGAUUGUCUGUGUCGCUGUGCUGUGCGUCUCCCUCCUCGUCUGGCUAGCCCGGCCCGCCCGGGCCGCGUUCGUUUCGUCCUCGCUCAUCUCGUACUGCUCGGACUCGGGGGACGAGAGUAUCCGCUGCGAGAAGAAGAUGGUCGUGACGGUGACGGUGGAGGGAGAGCAGUUGCCAGGUGAGGAGUCCCUACUCUUUCUGAACUCCGCCACGGAUAUGACGAUCGAUGACGGCACAGUCGUACAGUUCUCACCGCUGCGCAUCACGACCAGCCGCAGCGCCGUGAGAUACCGCUACCCGCUUUUCUAUGUGCAGAACUAUAACGCAAAACCCUACGAGGCGACAGUGCGGGGCAAUCUGCUGAACCAGUGCAACGCCGACUUCAAUGCGGACAAGGCGACGUGCGGGCUGGCCUACGACGCCGCGGGAAAGCCGAUUCCGUACUCGCAGGGCUUCUGCUGUGACUGCAGCAUGUGCCAGACGCUUGGGCUGUGCAAACCCGACGCACGCGCGAACGCGGCGUGCAACAUCUUUGACAAGUACACGGCGGCCUCGUGCCUGCGCUUUGGUCAGCGGUGGUACAGCGGGUACACGAUUGGCGGCUACAUGACGUGGUACACAGUGAACUUGACCUUGUCUCGAAGCGUCUCUGUCAGCGGCGGUGCGGAUGCGGUCGAGAAGGUUGAGAUGCAUCUCUCUCCGUCAAACAACGGCGAGACGGCCGGUGAAGGGUGGGACGUGAUGGCUCGCAUUGUGGGCAACUACGCCCCCGUCGACCAACCCCUCGACCUUACGUCACGCAUGCUUUUCGCUCCGGCGAUCCCGCCGAACGACGUGCGAGUGCAGGCGGGGGCAGCGGAGUGGCUGCUGCUGCCGACGAACCUCGUCACUCUCGAUGGGCGCGAGUGUGACAAGGUCGGCGUGUCGUACGAGGCCUUCGCUUCUCAGGGCAACAAGUGCAAUUUGCGUCCCGGCAGCUGCCUCAGCUCCCAACUGGAGGACUACCGCACCGCCGAUCUGGAGCGCAUUGCCGCUGGAAACAAGGGUCAGUAUAUGGCCACCAGCUUCGGCGACUUCAACCUGGAGAACGACGCGGCAACGUCCCCGUACAUCUCCUACCUCGCCGCUUCCCCCGCGGCGACGAUGAUCAGCAUCACCGUCAGCGCUGACGACCUCGAGUACACCGUCGGGGUCGCCAGCGGCAAGAUCGUCUCCGCUGACCUGAACAAGCCCACGCUUGAGGCGGGCACAACCGACGGCGUCAUGACGGUGAUGGUGCGCAACACGGCAGCGGUGACGGGGCGUCUCGUCGUUGGUACGCUGAACUGCUCAGACGGCGUCUUCCCGAUGACGGCGCAGCAGCUUUCCCUUGCCGCACAGCAGCAAUCUGCGGUGACGUUUAAGGUCUACAUGCAAAACUCCUACGCCUCAGGGGACGCCAGCUGCACGGUGGUGGUGCGGAAUGCGCACGAGGUCAUCACCGACCUUCGAGUGGUUUCGUGGACGGUUUCCUCGACGAAUUUCCACAAUGGCACACAAGGCGGGUCGGGGAACGGCGGCAGCGGCGGCGGCUCAACCGAAGAGUCCUCGGCAGCGUCGUGCUCGAACUGCCGCGCAUUGGACAUUGCGUGUGCGGUGCGGCGGCGGUGCUGGCAGCUCAUUCUGUUGGACCUCUUUGUGUAUCUUGUGAUCAUCGCCGUGGUAUUGUGCUUGAUUUUCUUCUGGCGCGUCUUCUGCUGUUGCUUUUACCUCCUGGGCCGCCAACGCCUCCGCUGCCGCGGCGGCGAGGCGGAACCGAAGGAUAAGGCGAGCCGAUGGGGGAUUCACUGGAAGCGGCGCGACGAGAGUGACGGCACGAACUCGUCUCGCCCUACCGACCGCAAAAACAGCGGCAGCUCCGACGCGCCGCUACAGACUGCGGCGCCAGUUACCCCCGCACCACCGCCGGCACCGGCCAUGAUGUACGUUCCGACCCCGAUUUACUACGAGACAGCGCCGUUUGCGACGCGCAGCGGAGGCGUGGAGGCUGCAUCGCCUGCGGCGUCCUUUACGCCUCCUCUACAAGCUCUGCCGCCGCCACCAGCGGUAUCGCACCCGAUCGCGCUGAUGCCACCGCCGAGGUGGUGCCCGUACGGCAACGAGGAAGCCGUCGUUCCGGGGGAGGGCCCCUGUGCGGCGCAGGCCUUUCCGCCACACUCCUCCAUCGGCAGCUUCGCCUUUGCUGCGCCGCCGGCCUACCCAGCCCUUCGGUAUGGCGAGGAAUGGCGGGGAUGCGGCAGCAUGACGUCCAUGUCCCCGUUGACCCCGUCGCGCUCCACACAGGAGGGCUCGCCAUACAAUGAGGAAGCCCGCUGCACCCCACGCGCGUUUCAGCGCAGUUGGGCAUCGACACCGCGACGACCGCCAUCUCCUGGGGUGCACGCACCGUACCUGUGA
Leishmania mexicana MHOM/GT/2001/U1103 is the source of this 2754-nucleotide messenger RNA. RefSeq lists its product as hypothetical. The transcript has a single exon. Bases 1 to 2754 code for a protein of 917 amino acids. NCBI's taxonomy places the organism in Eukaryota, Euglenozoa, Kinetoplastea, Trypanosomatida, Trypanosomatidae. The record is from RefSeq and is a predicted model, not a curated record.